AUGCCGGCUAAGUUCACAAGACUUAUACGAUUCGAGGAUGCGCAAGGAAAGAUUCACUACGGCGAGGCUGGCCCCGACUGGGAGAAGGAUCUCCAUGGCCAGACCGUCCCAACCUACGAUAUUUCAGACCCAUGGGCUUCUGAAUUUCCUUUGACUGGAAAUCAUGUUCAAGUGGCAAAGGUUGUCGCAGUUGCCGAUCUCUGGUGCUUGCGUGUUGACUGA
Cladophialophora immunda is the source of this 222-nucleotide messenger RNA. RefSeq lists its product as uncharacterized. The transcript has a single exon. The record is from RefSeq and is a predicted model, not a curated record. Lineage: Eukaryota; Fungi; Ascomycota; Eurotiomycetes; Chaetothyriales; Herpotrichiellaceae. The coding region runs from base 1 to 222 and encodes 73 amino acids.